GGCCCGGCACAGCGGCCAAGGGGCCAAGGGAUGAGCUGGGACCCUCCCCUCAAAUGGCAUCUUCCCCUGGUCUGGAACUGAAGUCGCUGAGCAAUGGCCCCCAGGUCCCAAGGAGAACAGCUCCCCUGGGCCCAGGCGCCCCACCCAGGGAGGGUGUGGAGAAUGCCUGUUUCUCCUCGGAGGAGCACGAGACCCGUUUCCAGAACGCCACGAAUGCCAGUCCCACUGGGGGUGUCCCUUCACUGUCCCGAUCCCAGCAGGACGAUCUGUCUGUGCACUCGGAGGAGGGGCUGGGCCUGGAGCCCGUGAGCCGCCCCGUGGAUUACGGCUUCGUGUUCGCCCUGGUUUUCCUGGUGAGUGGGAUCCUCCUGGUAGUGACAGCAUAUGCCAUCCCCCGCGAGGCCCGCGUCAACCCGGACACAGUGACAGCGAGGGAGAUGGAACGGCUGGAGAUGUACUACGCCCGCCUGGGCUCCCACCUGGACAAGUGCAUCAUUGCGGGCCUGGGGCUGCUCACAGUGGGCGGCAUGCUACUGUCCGUGCUACUGCUGGUCUCCCUGUGCAAGGGCGAGCUCUACCGCCGGCGGACCUUUGUCCCCGGCAGAGGUUGCAGGAAGACCUAUGGCUCCAUCAACCUGCGCAUGAGACAGCUCAGCGGCGAUGGGGGCCAGGCCCUGGUGGAGAAUGAAGUUGUCCAGCUCCCGGAGCCCAGCCACACCCUGCAGCGGUCCUAAGUAGGAGCCUGCAAGUCUGGCUGCUUUAGCUCCACGGCCCCAAGGCCUGGGGGUUUCAAACGGAGCUCCACCUGGGGCCAGUGGGAGGAGUCUCAGGGGUGGAGGGGGAGCCCCCUGGGGCCUGACCCAGGCCCCACUACAGUGGGAGCCCAGGGAGCUGUUUUGUAGCUUGAAGUUUUGCAAAAGGUUUUGG
This is a messenger RNA of Lepus europaeus (European hare), 927 nucleotides long. RefSeq names its product transmembrane protein 74B (gene TMEM74B). Bases 54 to 734 code for a protein of 226 amino acids. The transcript is spliced from 2 exons. The record is from RefSeq and is a predicted model, not a curated record. NCBI's taxonomy places the organism in Eukaryota, Metazoa, Chordata, Mammalia, Lagomorpha, Leporidae.